UUUGUUUGCAAAAAUGGCUGAUAGAAUCCACACACUUAGUACUAUCCACACUGCUCCCGAGUUGGAGCAGUUCCUAGUCGCUACAGUUCAGUUGACUGGACGUGUACUAGGAGCAGGUGCUUAUGGCAGUGUGGAGGAGGUGGAGAUCCCGGGAGCAACGGUAGCUGCCAAGAAAUUGCACCAACAGCUUGUCAACUUGGGCUCUCCACAGCAGGUUGAGAAAUGGGUGACUGAUUUUGUGGAAGAAUGUAAGCUGAUGAGCCAACUCCGUCACCCUCACAUAGUACAGUUCCUGGGAGUGUGCUAUCUCCCUGGAGCCCAGCUCCCCGUCCUACUGAUGGAGAAGCUACAAACCAGCCUUGAUAACCUUCUAGAAACGAGCCCCAACAUCCCUAUUGACCUCAAAGUGCACCUUCUGACGGGGACUGGCCGAGGGGUGGUCUAUCUGCACAGCCGCACUCCACCCAUUGCCCAUCGCGAUCUGUCUGCCAAAAACAUUCUAGUCGAUAACGGUCUCAAUGCCAAGAUAGCAGACAUGGGUGUUUCUAGGAUUGUGAACAUUCAGCCUGGCCAGCUAGCUGCCUCAAUGACUCAAAUGCCUGGCACUGGUGUGUACAUGCCACCAGAGGCAGCUCAAGAGGAAGGGGUCACACGAUACAACACUGCCAUAGACAUCUUCUCCUUUGGUGUAGUAUCUCUGUUCACACUGACACAAACCUUUCCAAGAAAUCUCAAACCUGCUGCGUAUUAUGAUCCUGCUACUCGAAGGGUCUUGGGACGUACAGAAAUCGAACGUCGUGAAAAUUACAUUGUUUCAAUGAAAGCAGCUCUUGGUGAGACCCACUCCCUAGUCCAGUUGACCCUCGACUGUCUGGAGUUCCUUCCUGAAGAUCGACCAUCUGCUGUAGUGGUGUUGAGACGAUUGGAGGAGGUUAAAACAACACUCCCUCAGAACUGCACCCAGACCAAGCUGGAACUGAUUCAGCAGGUUGCUGUGAAGGAAGAAGAGAUACAGCGAGCUGUUGCCGAUAAUCAGGCUCAAAGUGACGCAAUCAAAGUACUGCAGUCGGAGGAAAUUGAACAAAGGGAUUUUGGAAUCAAUCAACUUCAGAAAAAUUUUUUGGAAAAGUCAGGUCAAGUAAAUCAACUUUUACACCAAAUCUCUGAGAAAGACACUCAUAUUGCUCAAUUACAAGCAAUAAUUGAUCGUCUUCAAGCUGAGACCCGAGAGCAAGUUCGUGGACCAGAAGAACUGACCAUUCUCCAACAAGAGCAGUUGAAAGUUCGUGUCUCCAGUUCUCUACAGAUACAGCCUCAGGACCAACCUCAGGACUCAGGACAGAGAGAGACAACCACAAACAAAACCACAAAAGCAAUCAAGGUUGUCGAUUUAAGUAUUGGAAAUGAAUUGCUACCACACAAGUCAACCACGUCACAACCAACUGUUCCUACUGCCAUUACCUUCAACUGGAAAAAAUGCAAGGAACUACCAAAUGGGAUGACGUCGUACGUUCAGCCUGUGACUAUUAACGGGAAGCUGUACAUGCGCAGUGUGUGUAACAGGACUGAGACAGUGGUAGUUUACACACAAGAUCACUGGUAUGAGCUGCCACAUCCUCUUGUGAAGCACUUCACCGUAACAACACUGAGAGGUCGAGUGCUAGUGGUCGGAGGGUGGGACAAGUCUACUUAUGAGAAUAAAGACACCAUCCUAACAUUCGAUGAGAGCUCUCGACAAUGGGUCCAGUCACUUCCUCUCAUGCCAAAAGCAUUAACUGAAGCAGCAGUUGUUGGAUAUCAGAACCAUCUGAUCGUUAUCGGUGGAGUUGACUCAAACGGUAGUAAGAUAGCUGAUGUAAACAUUCUAGACACGAGUAACAAAUGGAUCACAGCCGAACCACUUCCCAACACUGAUGAAUACAAAACUUGCCAAAUUGGAGACACACUGUAUCUUGUAGGUCAAGCCACUAGAAAAGUUUUUCGAGCUUAUGUACCCUCCCUCAUAUCACGAGCUAGUUCUGGUGUGUGGGAAUCUGUCGCAAGUGUGCCAUUUUGUAGAUCGUCUCCCAUCACCAUCAGCAACACCCUCCUGACUGUAGGGGGUAGUGAUAGGCAGCUAAGAGGUAAUGCUAUCUCAAGCAUCCAUCUGUACGAUCCAACCAAAAACCAGUGGACACAAUGCGGUGAUCUUCCCAAGAAAAUGGAAUGUUGUUGUUGCAGCAAUGAACUGUCUGGCCAACUGUGUGUAGUUGGUGGUGGAAUAGGUUUCAGCACUGUGUACACAUCAAUCCCAUCCAUUGUACACUAGUCUAUUAUUGUAUUUUAUCAUUUGAUCUGAAUAUUAGUAAAAUGUCCAUAAA
Molecule: messenger RNA, 2360 nt
Organism: Halichondria panicea
Lineage: Eukaryota; Metazoa; Porifera; Demospongiae; Suberitida; Halichondriidae
Product: probable serine/threonine-protein kinase DDB_G0271682
Exons: 3
Coding region: 14-2308 (764 amino acids)
Biological process (GO): protein phosphorylation
Molecular function (GO): ATP binding; protein binding; protein serine/threonine kinase activity
Source: RefSeq, a predicted model, not a curated record